AUGGCUACAGAGCAGGAAUUUCAACUUCGCGAACGGGCUCUUCGCCGUCGUUUGCGUCAAACCCAAGCCAUUUCUAUGGUUUUUGCUGGUGUUUCCUGUGUUGCAAUACAGCAACUUUCAGACUUACAAUGGGGUCGGGAUGGGGAAGAUGAGGAUGGGAGUGAUGAAGAUGGGAGUGACGAGGAUGAGGAUGAGGACGAUGAAGAUGAGAACGGAGAUAGCAACAGCGACGACGAUUCAAGCGGCUCAUGA
Messenger RNA from Hymenoscyphus albidus, 252 nucleotides. Lineage: Eukaryota; Fungi; Ascomycota; Leotiomycetes; Helotiales; Helotiaceae. The record is from the annotation of a GenBank genome assembly.